This is a messenger RNA of Pseudonaja textilis, 717 nucleotides long. RefSeq names its product chromosome 3 C1orf146 homolog (gene C3H1orf146). The record is from RefSeq and is a predicted model, not a curated record. NCBI's taxonomy places the organism in Eukaryota, Metazoa, Chordata, Lepidosauria, Squamata, Elapidae. Gene Ontology annotation, cellular component: chromosome. Gene Ontology annotation, biological process: reciprocal meiotic recombination; synaptonemal complex assembly.
AUGUCUGCAAGUUGUGGUCAAGAAAAAAUACGAUGGAUUACUACAAUCAUUCUGAGUUCAUCUCUCCAGGAUCAUGAAAUUUCAACAACCUUACAAAAUCAGCAACACCGAGUUCGUUAUUCAGAUUCAGUGGAAGAUGGAUCUAUUAUUUUCUCACUUUCUGGUGUUGCAUUUUUGCUUGCCGACGCUCAAGAUUUUCUAUUCACAAACAGCAAAAUCUUUUUUGAAAGAAUAAAAAGAUUCAUGACCAUUCACAGAAAUGGAUUUUUACUUUUAUCAGCUGCCCUUCAUGGACCAAAAGAAUGGGAAGUGAUGUUCAGAAUUCAGCAGAGGUUUUUAGGCAGUAAUUUACGAAUAGUUCCAGUCCAUAAUACUGCUGAAGCUAUUAAAUUAAUGUUGACCAUAGCAAAGAGUGCUUCAAAACCCUAUCUGGACAACAUUCACUACAGAAUGCUAAUGGCAAAGACACAGAUUAUGGAACAAAGCUCUGUUUGGAAAAUGCUUCAUCACAGUCAAUUGCACUGAAGUUAAACACCAUCCAAAUUAUUUAAAAAUUUGACCAUGUUUAUUUUGUGCUUUAAAAAAAACAUCCACAAAAAAAUCAACACCUGUCUAAAAAUACUCUUUAAUAGAUAUGUUCAAAAUAAAAAAAUUCUCUGCAGUUAGGUAUGUAUUCUUCGGUAUAAAGAAAGGAAUAUUACCCUUAUAUGUUUUCCU